This is a messenger RNA of Thermochaetoides thermophila DSM 1495, 5280 nucleotides long. RefSeq lists its product as uncharacterized. The record is from RefSeq and is a predicted model, not a curated record. Gene Ontology annotation, molecular function: ATP-dependent chromatin remodeler activity; histone binding; ATP hydrolysis activity. Bases 1 to 5280 code for a protein of 1759 amino acids. Gene Ontology annotation, cellular component: Swr1 complex. Lineage: Eukaryota; Fungi; Ascomycota; Sordariomycetes; Sordariales; Chaetomiaceae. The transcript has a single exon.
AUGACAGAGAUCGCGUCGCCCAGCCCAACACACGCACACCCGCCUCCAGCUCCCGCUCCUGGCGACCAUGACGACAAACACCCCAACACAACAUCAUCCACUACGCCCCCCCGUUCUCGAGAAUCCGUCGGCCCCGAUCAGCUACCAUCUGCGCACACGACUAAUGGAGUUAACGGCGACGCCAAAAAUGAAAGCGGCGGCACGACGGAGGAGCAGCCACAGAACAGCGUCGAAGCCCCACACGCGGACUCUGGCGAUGGCACUGGUCGCAACGGUGCCCGCACCGCGAGCGAGGUAGCCGACGCACAGGAGGGGCCGCCUCCAAAACGGCGUCGGGUCCGCGACGCGACGCCGAGUAGGCCCUCGCGCCGUCACAAACCCGAUUCGCCGCCAUGGAAGAAGGUCGAAGCCGAUGGACCGUCGACCUUCAUCACCGAAGACGGCCGCCGCAAGUCUGGCCGCCUGAACGCCGUACCCCUCGAGCUGCGAGAGAGCGACAAGCGCAUAACGCGUGGAGUAUUCCACAGUCAGCAACCGAAUUCGUCCAAGGCGACGCACGCCACGGCCAAUGGCCACGCCCCGAACCAUCCCUCAACCCCCGCAUCGGCGUCUCACAAGCGGGCGGCGACGUCCUCGAGCAAACAGGGCUCGUCCAAGGCUCCGGCCCCGACCUCGGCCUCGCGCAGGCCUGCCACUGCACAGGACUCGAAGUCUAGCAAUCGCAAUCGGCGACGAUCACCCUCUCCCAAGCCAUCCCCCAAGCGGCAUGCCACCACUGCAAAACAGCCCGCCAUGGGUACGCGUCGUUCGGCGCGUCAUCUGCGAGAUACCGAAGACGAUGCUGAUGAGAUCACGGCACGCAGCACUACCCGGAUCAAGCUUAGGGUGCGACCGCCGUUGACCGAGCUGCCACUCGUGCAUCGCGACCAGGCCUUUGUGCGUCCCAAGAUUGGCCCCACCUUCGCUGAAUGGUUCGAGAAAGCUGCCGAUAUCCCUGUCGAACAAGGUGGCUUGUAUGUGCCUUCAGAAGAUGGUCCAAAGUACACGGAUGAAAUGGCAAGGGAGGAUGCUAAGAUCAUUCUGCGCGUCGAAAAGGAGGUGGAGCCUGGCGGGAUCCUGGCUCCGGACAGAUGCUCUAUAUUCGAGCCUGAGCCCCCAGAGGAGCCCCCGCGACAGUGGGCACACAUGGAUCAUCUGGUUAAGCAGAUGGCCAACUUCCGCCGGCUCAUGCUACAGGAGCAACAGCGUCAUCGUGCGAUUGCGAAGCGUUUGGCGAUUGCUUGCGAAGCAGAAUGGAAACGACGGAAUCCACAACCGAAGACAGCCGAGGAGAUCGAGCAAGAAGAGAUCGAGAAGAGUAAGGCCAAAUUGCGGCAGGUGAUGAAGACAUUGGUAGGGACGUGGGAAAACGUGAGGGCGGAAGUCAAUCGUCGUCGGUUGGCAGAAUGGGAGGCGGAGGAGCAGCGUCGGGUCAAGGCAGCCCUUAACGAGGCUGUCAAUCUGUCUGAGCAGAAACUUCAAGCCAGACAGGCGCACUUCGAUGCUUUCGAGCCGUCCGAGGAAGAAAUGGAGGAUGAACACGAGGAGGAUCUGCUGACUGAUUCCGCAGAAGAAGAGGGUUCGGAUGGAGAUAGUGAGGCUUCCGAGGAUGUUUCCGAAUCCGAAUCCGACAUGAUGUCUUCCUCGGAAGAUGAGGAGGAAGAGGAAGACUCUGUAAUAUCAGACGAAAACCUUACACAAGAAGAAUUGAGAGCAAAAUACGCCAAUCUUCCCGACCUCAAUAAUUCUACCGAUUCUAAUGCCGAAUCUGAAGCACCCCCUGAUACCCCUGCUGCCGACAAUCCAGACAAUGAGGACGAGACCAGCGACGAGUCGAUCGACAUGGAUGAUGACCUCGGAUCAACCAUGGAUGAGGAAGAGGACGAAGACGACGAGUCUGACGAGGAAGAUGAGGAAGAGGAGAGUGAGGAAGAAGAGUCUGACGACGAGCCCUCCGGGUUGCUCGGACUUUUCUUCAACAAGGCGGAGCUGAAAAGGCUCAAGGAGGAGGCUGCUAAAGAGGAGGCGACCGAGGAAGUGGUGCCCGAUGAACAAAGGUCCCAAGAACAAGAAAGCCAUGGCCCAGUGGAUGUUGAAAUGGUUGACGUUGAUGCAGUGACCGUUGCAGAGCCCAUAUCAAAGGCCGCAGCGUCGACAGACAGCAUGGUUGGUGCCGAUGAGCAAAAUGCUGCCUUGACCCAAGUUUCGAAAGCGUCAAUGGCAGAUAACACAGCCAAGCCUUCCCGAGAAAUUCGGGAAGAGCAAUCCGACAACGCGGCAUUGGUUUUUGGGGAGCGGUCCGAACCCAAGCAAGAGCCUUUGGACGACGUCGAUAUGAUCGAUCUUCCCGAGGCUGAGGGCCCUGAUGCUGCCGCCUCGACACUUGAAACCAAUUUGCCUCCAACUACGCAACACCCAACUCCGGAAACCGAGCCAGUCACUACUAUUCACAGUCCGUCGAGAAGCCAAUCACCCCGCCCAUCGGAUGACACCAAGCCCACGGACAUCGAGACGCCGGCGUCAACGGCUCUUGUCAACCAGCCGAAGCCGAAUAGUCGGUCGGCUUCCCCCCAGCCAGCACCUCCAAGAACUGAGAUCCCUUUUCUUUUGCGCGGCACGCUGCGUGAGUAUCAGCAUCAUGGUCUGGACUGGCUCGCGAGUCUGUACGCGAAUAGAACAAACGGCAUUCUUGCCGACGAAAUGGGUCUUGGCAAAACAAUCCAGACUAUUGCCCUCUUGGCACACCUGGCAUGCCAUCAUGAAGUAUGGGGACCACAUCUUAUCAUAGUGCCGACCAGUGUCAUGUUGAACUGGGAGAUGGAGUUCAAGAAGUGGUGUCCAGGAUUCAAGAUUCUCACCUACUAUGGCAACCAAGAGGAGCGGAAGAGGAAGCGUCAAGGUUGGACCAAUGAUGAUGUUUGGAACGUCUGCAUCACCUCUUACCAAAUGGUACUCCAGGACCAGCAAGUCUUCCGGCGACGUCGGUGGCAUUACAUGAUCCUUGAUGAGGCUCACAACAUCAAGAAUUUCAAGUCGCAAAGGUGGCAAACCCUAUUAGGGUUCAACACUCAUUCACGCCUGCUGUUGACUGGCACUCCUCUACAAAACAACCUUACAGAAUUAUGGUCGCUCCUCUACUUUUUGGCUCCACCGGAAAAUGGGGAGGGCGGUUUCGUUGAUCUUCAAGAAUUCCACAACUGGUUUUCCAGACCCGAAUCUCAGAUUCUUGAGAGCGGGCGAGAUCAAUUGGAUGACGAGGCCCGCGCCAUCAUCGCGAAGUUGCACAAGGUCCUCCGGCCCUAUCUUCUCCGUAGGUUGAAGUCGGAUGUCGAGAAACAAAUGCCAGCCAAGUACGAGCACAUCGAGUUUUGCCGUUUGUCCAAACGACAGCGAGAACUGUACGAUGGGUUCCUGUCUCGUGCCGAUACACGAGCAACUUUGGCAUCUGGCAACUACAUGUCCAUCAUUAACUGCCUGAUGCAGUUAAGGAAGGUGUGCAAUCACCCAGACCUCUUCGUCGAUCGGCCGAUCAUGACCUCUUUCCGCAUGUCGCGGUCCGUCGCUGCGGACUAUGAGUACAAGGAGCAAAUCGUGCAGAAGCGGCUGCUUGUCGAACAUCCGAUGAAGCGUGUCAGUCUCAGCUUCCUGAACAUGAUCCCGACUAUAUACGAGACCAUGUCGAAGCAAGAUGCCGACCGCAUCUCCCAGCUCAGUAGCCAUCGCAUCCUUCUUGAUCUCAGGGACGCACAAGCGGUACGAGCGAACAAUGCAUCCCGCCAAUUGGAUCCCACAACUGUCCAGUCCAAUCUUGUGUACCUCGAGAGUGUUGCACGCUGGAGCCGCUUUGAGGAACUACAACACUGUGUUUAUGUUAAUGCUCUUCGGCGCCAACAGCGACCGAUCUAUGGCAAGCGCCUGAUCGAAAUGCUGACUCUGAACACGCACCUUAGACCAUUCAAGCCCAGACCCAAAGUUCCGGCAAAGGUCAUGAGUUGGUUUGAAGAGGACUCGUGGCUGCUGCGCAACGCGAUCCCCACGCUCCAGCAACGAGCAGAUUCCAUGGAAAUGACUAUCACUAAGUUCGCCUGUGUCACUCCGGCUGUGGUGACGGGCGACAUGACUCGAAUCCUGCUGGGCAGAGAGGGUGUUGAGGCGUUCACGGAGCUCGACUUAAAGCUUUCAGCUCCAAUCAAGUACGCGCCGUACAUGCCGCCUGAGCGCCCCCCGGACCCGUGGCACGAAGCACGCAUGCGCUUAACAAUUCAGUUCCCUGACAAGCGCCUGCUUCAAUACGAUUGCGGCAAGCUGCAAGUGCUUGACAAGCUCCUCCGCAAGCUACAAGCCGAAGGCCACCGCGCCCUCAUCUUUACUCAAAUGACCAAGGUCCUCGACAUUUUGGAGCAGUUUCUCAACAUCCAUGGACACAAGUACCUCAGGCUUGAUGGCGCCACCAAGGUCGAGCAGCGCCAGAUCCUCACCGACCGUUUCAACAAUGACCCCCGCAUUCUCUGCUUCAUCCUGUCCACCCGUUCCGGUGGUCUAGGCAUCAACCUUACUGGUGCCGACACGGUCAUUUUUUACGACCAGGAUUGGAAUCCUGCGAUGGAUAAGCAGUGCCAGGACCGCUGCCACCGGAUUGGCCAGACACGUGAUGUGCACAUCUACCGACUUGUCAGCGAGCACACCAUUGAGGCCAAUAUCCUCCGCAAAGCGUCCCAAAAGCAGAUGCUUGACGAUGUCGUCAUCCAGGAGGGCGAAUUCACAACAGACUACUUUCGGAAACUGGCCGUCCGCGAUGUCAUCGGGUCCAAUGGCGAGGUCAUGCAGAAUGAGGAUGACGUUGCUGCGAAUGCGGCCAUGGACCGUGUCUUGGGAGGUGUGGAGAACACCAACCUGCGCAAUGUUAGUCGCGUACUGGAACAGGCGGAAGACAAGGAAGACGUUGCGGCCGCGAGAGUAGCCGAAAAGGAGAUUCAGCAGGAUGAUGUUGACUUCUUGGAGGCAUCGACUGCUGGCGUGGGCACAUCCCGUGAGGGGACCAAUGAGCCUGGGCAGUUGCACAAGGCUGCGCAAGAAGAAGGAGAGAGCGAGGUCGAGUACAACGCUUGGGGUAGCCGCAUGGGCACCAUUGACGACUACAUGCUCAAGUUCAUGACGGCACAGCUGGAGGGCACGCCGCUGGAUCUGCCUAAGGAUAAAAAGAAGGGCAAGAAGAAGGGUAAAGAUACCAGAAAGAGGUAG